GAGGCGUGCUGGGCCCGGGCGGCGGGAGGAGCCGUGCGGUUCCGGCUGCCCCGGCGAGGCGACCCUUGGGUCUGCGCCGCGGGCUGAGUGGACAGGUAAGCAGGCGGCAGCCGCGGCUCUGGAAGAGGCUCGGGCAGCGGAGACCCCCCACGGCGCCCGGCGCGCCCCCCGCACCCUCUGCCUCCGGCGUUAAGGCGGGGGAGUAAGGAGAUGCCGACUCAGAGGGACAGCAGUACCAUGUCUCACCCGAUCGCAGGCGGCGGCAGCGGGGACCAUUCUCACCAGGUCCGGGUGAAAGCCUACUAUCGCGGGGAUAUCAUGAUAACACAUUUUGAACCUUCAAUCUCCUUUGAGGGCCUUUGCAGUGAGGUUCGAGAUAUGUGUUCCUUCGACAACGAACAGCUUUUCACCAUGAAAUGGAUAGAUGAGGAAGGGGACCCGUGUACAGUAUCAUCUCAGUUGGAGUUAGAAGAAGCCUUUAGGCUUUAUGAGCUAAACAAGGAUUCUGAACUCUUGAUUCAUGUCUUCCCUUGUGUACCAGAACGUCCUGGAAUGCCCUGUCCAGGAGAAGACAAAUCCAUCUACCGCAGAGGUGCACGCCGCUGGAGAAAGCUUUAUUGUGCAAAUGGCCACACUUUUCAAGCCAAGCGUUUCAACAGGCGUGCCCACUGUGCCAUCUGUACUGACCGAAUAUGGGGACUUGGACGUCAGGGAUAUAAGUGCAUCAACUGCAAACUCCUGGUUCAUAAGAAGUGCCACAAACUUGUCACAAUCGAAUGUGGGCGGCAUUCUAUGCCACCGGAACCAAUGAUGCCCAUGGACCAGUCAUCCAUGCAUUCAGACCAUGCACAGACAGUAAUUCCAUAUAAUCCUUCAAGUCAUGAGAGUUUGGACCAAGUUGGUGAAGAAAAGGAGGCAAUGAAUACCAGGGAAAGUGGCAAAGCUUCCUCCAGUUUAGGUCUUCAGGACUUUGAUUUGCUUCGGGUCAUAGGUAGAGGAAGUUAUGCCAAAGUACUAUUGGUGCGAUUAAAAAAAACAGAUCGUAUUUAUGCAAUGAAAGUUGUGAAAAAAGAGCUGGUCAACGAUGAUGAGGAUAUUGAUUGGGUACAGACGGAGAAGCAUGUUUUUGAGCAGGCAUCCAAUCAUCCUUUUCUUGUUGGGCUGCAUUCUUGCUUUCAGACAGAAAGCAGAUUGUUCUUUGUCAUAGAGUAUGUAAAUGGAGGAGAUCUAAUGUUUCAUAUGCAGCGACAAAGAAAACUUCCUGAAGAACAUGCCAGAUUUUACUCUGCAGAAAUCAGUCUGGCAUUAAAUUAUCUUCAUGAACGAGGGAUAAUUUAUAGAGAUUUGAAAUUGGACAAUGUAUUGCUGGACUCAGAAGGACACAUUAAACUCACUGACUAUGGCAUGUGUAAGGAAGGAUUACGGCCAGGAGAUACAACCAGCACUUUUUGUGGUACUCCCAAUUACAUUGCUCCUGAAAUUUUAAGAGGAGAAGAUUAUGGUUUCAGUGUUGACUGGUGGGCCCUUGGAGUAUUAAUGUUUGAGAUGAUGGCAGGAAGAUCUCCAUUUGAUAUUGUUGGAAGCUCUGAUAACCCUGAUCAAAACACAGAGGAUUAUCUCUUCCAAGUUAUUUUGGAAAAACAAAUACGCAUACCACGUUCUCUGUCUGUAAAAGCUGCAAGUGUCCUGAAGAGUUUUCUCAACAAGGACCCAAAGGAACGAUUGGGUUGUCAUCCUCAAACAGGAUUUGCUGAUAUUCAGGGACACCCAUUCUUUCGAAAUGUUGAUUGGGAUAUGAUGGAGCAAAAGCAGGUGGUACCUCCCUUUAAACCAAAUAUUUCUGGGGAAUUUGGCUUGGACAACUUUGAUUCUCAGUUUACUAAUGAACCUGUCCAGCUCACUCCAGAUGAUGAUGACAUCGUGAGGAAGAUUGAUCAGUCUGAAUUCGAAGGUUUUGAGUACAUCAAUCCUCUUUUGAUGUCUGCAGAAGAAUGUGUCUGAUCCUUAUUUUCCAACUAUGCAUUUUGCUUGUGUUGCCAUUUAAUGCAUGAAUAAACUUGUUACCAGCCUGGAUACCAUGAACCAUUUUAUAUUUUUCACCUACAAAAAAGCACUCAGUAUCUUCUGUUAUUGGCUGUAAGAGUCAAUUAUUACAUCUGACUAUGAAAAAGAAAAUGAAACUAGUUUCCAGACAGUCAUGUCAACACUUAACUAUACUGGUAAUCCAGCAGCCUACUGAUGAGUAAUGAAGUUGUCCUUUUGUUUAAAGGAAAUAUUUACACUGCUUUUAAACAGCGUAUCCGUUGCAUUAAGGCACCUGGUGGGAUUACGUCGUAAGCCUCCCGUGAUUUUUUUGUCAUUCUUCGUUCACUUCACCUUGAAGUGUUUAAUUUUGAUAUAAAAGAAUAAUUCAAAAAACAACAAUUUAUUAUAUUACCUAUUUCUGAGUUGUGUUUAAAAAUUCAGCUGUAAAUUUUAUUGCCUUGGAUAAUUAAAUUAUUGAUUUUUAAGGCAGCAGUUAUUAAAGUGGUAAUAAAAGAUGUCACUUGCUUAGAAUUAGGGAUACAAAUUCUCCUUGAGGGAAGAAAUGGGCAUAUUUUGUUAAGUAUCAGAUUCCAAAUCAUUAGCUGUUUUUGAAAAACUGAUGAGAGUGAUUUCUUUAGUAUAUGGGCAUUAACUUCUGAGCUUACCCUGUUAGCCAGAACUUUAACUGGAAUGUUAAUAAAUAUCACUCAAAGAGCCCAGGAUGCAUUUGAAUGGAGCAUUUUUCAGUAU
Molecule: messenger RNA, 2775 nt
Organism: Odobenus rosmarus divergens (Pacific walrus)
Lineage: Eukaryota; Metazoa; Chordata; Mammalia; Carnivora; Odobenidae
Gene: PRKCI
Product: protein kinase C, iota
Exons: 18
Coding region: 211-2001 (596 amino acids)
Biological process (GO): protein phosphorylation
Molecular function (GO): protein binding; diacylglycerol-dependent serine/threonine kinase activity; ATP binding
Source: RefSeq, a predicted model, not a curated record